AUGGCGAACGAAGACCUCAACUUCGGGCCGAUGAUCCCUUGCACCGAGUUGAAGCGUCAAACUUCCAAUACUACGGUAGGAUACUGUAGAACUCUGAGAAUAUUACGGUAGGAAUUUUGUAGCAAUCGGUUGAGGGAAGUGUCCAACCAAAGGAUAAGAAAAACGACUCUAAAAAGGUUUUCUAAGUUUGAAAAAUCAAUUUUUAGUUUUUUUUAAAUGAAUUUAAAGUGACCCAAAAAACUGGUUUUAGAUACCUUGAACCCAAUUUAAGCCUGAAACCUGGAAAAUAUGAUCAAUUUUCAGAAUUUGGAUCGUCUAAACGCCGAUUUGUCGAAACAAGCCCAUGUUUUUACAGCGGUUGAUCGAAGUGGCACGGAUGGAAAUCAAAAAGUCCGUGAAAAUAUCAUUUCUCAUCAUUCCUGAAUGACUUUUGAUAUCAGAAAUUGAAAUUACAAGUUUUAGAAUGAAUAAUUUGGUAACGUUCACAAAGGAGUGGGAAAAAGGACACCAACGAAAAGCGGACAUUGCCGAUACUGUUGUAUGCUUUUUUUUCGAUUUCACUUCUCAAAUAAGAAAGGAAAAGGAUAAAAGAUAGAAAUGAAAAAUUUUUCGAUAAAAAAGAAAAAAAGUUGCAUGCGUGCAAAGGCGCGCCAUGGACAACAUGAAAGAAUCAUCGAAACUUUUUCUUUUUUUGUUGUUUUUUUUUCGUUUGUAAAUUGAAAAAAAGUGCUCGCGUUCUACAGAUUGCACAGCGAUUCGAAGGAUUGAUACUGGAUCUGACGACCGACACGAAAUUCACUAAUGACAUUAUCAAGGCAACAUAUUCGGAUAUUCAAACAGUUGGUUUCUUUGUUCAUUUUUGAAUUUGUAUUGUUAUAAUUAUGAAAACAGUGUUUCGAGGCAAUUUUCGAAACAGUUAAAGGUUUUAUAUCUGCAUUAAUUUCGAAAAGAAAUGGAAAUAUAACAGAAAAUGGGAAAAAUUUAUAGCCUCGAAAAAAAACAUUUAAAUUCUAAAUUCUUACAUUUUUUGAUUUUCUUCUCAUAAAGAUGGAUUUGAAGUAUGAGAAAAGGUUCUAGUAAUACAAAAGUCAAUUUUUAACUUCUAUAUUCCAAGAACUAAAAUGGAAUAUAGCUGAAAAUUAAUACAAUUCGGCGAUUUUGUUAAUUUUUCGCGUUCCGCCGUUGCAAAUUUCCAAGAGGAGUUCAAACUUCAAUUUUGAGGGCUCAAAAUGGAGUUAUCAAUGAGCUUUCAAUUUUUAAAAGAUGUAGUUUCGAAAAUUUCCUGCGCAGCAUCUUAAAAUGGCGCCCGAAACGGCUGAAUUCCGUCAAAUUUCACCCCUCACGCGCCGAGAAAUACACAGCGGCGAAGACCGCCGCGAGUCGGUCGCACCCCCGCCGAGGGUUAUAUAACCAGCGCGCGCCGUCCGCUCACUUCACUGGGCGUGACGAGAACUUUAAUCCAUUCUCUGAGUGGAGGUACUGUUGGAGGUGCGCGCGGAAGCAGGAGCCGAAGGUUGAGCUGGCGGAGUUUUUCCGUGAGCUUGAUCGCCCUGAUGCAGCUCUCGGCACUUCUCAGGCUUAUAACCUUGGUUCUGAUCCAUUUUGGUUCAUUUUUAGCUUUUGUAUUUAGUUUCAACCCACUUUUUUUUGAUGUUCUUUUUUUAAAAAUUUCAAUAUUUCUUCAAUAGUAAAAAAAGAAAAUAGUAUCUUUAUAUCAUUUUUAAAGCUCCUCGACGUGGUGGGAACGUACAGAGGUCUCUCGCAACAGCUGAAAAAAGGACGUCAUUUGGUUAAUCCAAAUAAAUUGGUUGAAUAAAUCAGUUUCACAAUUUUAAAGGCGGCCAGCCACGACGAUCUGAUCGCGCGGAUAGCGAAGAACCAAGAACUUGCGUUUGGAAUCAAAGAUAUGGUGAGGAGGCUUUGAUCCCGGGACCUUUUGAGCGACGGUUUAUCCCCUUAGCCACUCGACCAAUCUUUCAGGCUGUUCGAAUCCGAAAAAGGCAGCAAGAGAAGAAUCCGGCCCAGAUUUGUCAUGGCACCAAAGGCAAGCCGAUUGAAACUACGGUAGUUUCUAGCAACUACAGUACCCUCCUACUGUAAUCCUUGAAGCUGAGCUCCUACCUGGUGCGGACCUGCAAUGGGCUGACGUCGCUCCGUCAUCAGGUGCAUCCGAAGAAGGUGACGUCACGAUUCAUCAACGAGAUCCUCGACCAGACUCAUCUAGUCUGUACCUUGGUUUUCCGCGAGGUUAGGUCACUUGAGGGGUCACUGGAAAGUUGGGUGUGUUUAGUUUGAUCCACACGAUAUGAAGACUUACCUGCAGGCGUUGGCAAUGCCCAAGGCUCAGAAAUCGUGAGUUGGAUAUAAUAAAGGGCUUUUCGAGUUUUUAAAAAAGUUUAAACAUGGAAAAUCGGAAAUUUUUCCAUUUUUUCGGGUUCUGAAAAAUUUCUGGGUUUAUUGAGAAGUUAUAAAAGCUAUCGUCAAGGUUGGAAGGGGUAACUCAAAACUUUUGGGUUUUUGAGAGGUCUUCAAGGAGUUUUAGAACUUUCUAAGAUGUCUCUUUAGGUGUGUGAAGCUUCUGGAAGCUCUGUAGAUUAUUUUGAAUUUUAAGUGGUUCUUAGGUUCAUUUGAAUUAUCUAGAAGCUUCUGAGAAUUUUUCAAGGUUACUUUUAAGGUGAGUGAAGCUUCUGAAAGCUCUGUAGAUUAUUUUGAUUUUUUAAGUGGUCCUUAGGCUCAUUUGAAUAAUCUAGAAGCUUCUGAGAAUUUUUUUCAACAUCCAUAGGCUUAGAAACGUUAAAAAUAGAGUAAAGGAGGGAAAAUGUGUUUCUUGAAGCUUCCAACGUACUGUGACAGCUUUUAAAAACUAGUAUAGUUUGAGAUGGUUACAUUUUAAACCUACAAUCUUCCAGAGAACAAAUUUUAUCAAGGAUAUAAUUGGAAAAGAAUGUUUUUUUGGAUGUUCAGAAUCCGGAAUUUCUCAAAAAAUCAUCUGAAGAACCGCCUAAAUUCAUGUCUUCAUUAUCAUUUGUCCUUCAUCAAAAAACUGCUCUUCCUCAGAAUCAAUUCCGUCGGAGACAAGACUACGACGACCGACGGCAGCAGCAGUUCCGAAGAAGACUAA
Molecule: messenger RNA, 3121 nt
Organism: Caenorhabditis auriculariae
Lineage: Eukaryota; Metazoa; Nematoda; Chromadorea; Rhabditida; Rhabditidae
Source: the annotation of a GenBank genome assembly